Messenger RNA from Cryphonectria parasitica EP155, 915 nucleotides. RefSeq names its product Cut8-domain-containing protein. The transcript is spliced from 2 exons. The record is from RefSeq and is a predicted model, not a curated record. Gene Ontology annotation, biological process: nuclear protein quality control by the ubiquitin-proteasome system; proteasome localization. Gene Ontology annotation, cellular component: nucleus. Lineage: Eukaryota; Fungi; Ascomycota; Sordariomycetes; Diaporthales; Cryphonectriaceae. Bases 1 to 915 code for a protein of 304 amino acids.
AUGAAUGUGCUGUUGGCGCAGCCGCCAGUCUUCCCUCAUCAACACGAAAACCCCCGUCUCUCUCCUUCCCGCGGCAUGUCCCCUUUGUCCAACAUGGCGUCCAAAUCGAACAAGCGGCAGCGUGAGGAUGAUGGCGACGAGAUGAGUGUCUCGCCCCAGAGCUCACCAUCCCUGGCCCAACGGCAGCUGGCGAGACCAAGAAAGAUGCGCAGGGUCCCUGAACCUCAGGCCCGAAGCCUCCCUCUGCCUCGACUCCUGGAGACCCUCGACAACAAUCAGCUACGGACAGUCCUUCAGACUAUCUGCGAUCAGCGGCCGGACAUCCAGGAGCAGGUCCUGAGCGGUGCCCCCCGGCCUACGGCUGCGAACUCGUUGCAGGUUUUGGAAUCGUAUCAACAGAAGCUCGUUGAGGCCAUGCCGCUGGGCCACUCCAGCUCUGACUACGCCUACUACAGGGUGAAACAUCAUCUUGGUGCGCUGGUGGACGCCAUCAUGGACUUCACACCUCAGUACCUACCUCCCGCCGAAGACCAGGCCAGCAUAUCGCUCAUGUACCUCGAUGGUGUUACCAAGAUCGCCCAUUCGCUGCCCAACUGGGACAGCCAGACGUACAGGCACCACAAGGAUCACGUCUAUGACGAGAUAGCAAAGGCAUGGACAAUGGUCAUCUCGGAGGCCGCCAAACGGGGCGGCGGCUUCACACUGCACCGAGAGGGAUGGGAUCAGCUUCUAGCAAAGCAUAACGAACAGGCCGGUGGACGGCUCCAGCCUGCAGUCAACACCCUGGCGAACCAUGUCGGCUGGACCAGCGCGGACCAGCACGCUACUGCGGGUGGAUCGUCAGGUCAGGACUCGAUCCUGGACCAGCUGCUCAACGGAUCAUACGGAUCUGCUGUCAGAGUUGGGCCAUUCUAG